Messenger RNA from Zalophus californianus (California sea lion), 938 nucleotides. RefSeq names its product ADP ribosylation factor like GTPase 14 (gene ARL14). Gene Ontology annotation, biological process: vesicle-mediated transport; intracellular protein transport. The record is from RefSeq and is a predicted model, not a curated record. Lineage: Eukaryota; Metazoa; Chordata; Mammalia; Carnivora; Otariidae. Gene Ontology annotation, molecular function: GTP binding; GTPase activity. Gene Ontology annotation, cellular component: cytoplasm. The transcript has a single exon. Bases 126 to 704 code for a protein of 192 amino acids.
ACAGGACACGAAGCAUUUGCUAUCUUCUUUCCUUUUAUUAUUUUCAUGUGAAAGCUGGAGAGUAAACAUUCUCCCUGGCCAAAAGAAAAGGUCUUUGAAGGAAGGAAAAAAAAACAGACCCUAAAAUGGGUCUACUGAGUUCUAAAAACCGCGAGACCAAGCAAGCCCAGAUUCUUCUUUUGGGACUUGACUCAGCUGGGAAGUCUACCCUCCUUUACAAAUUAAAGCUUGCUAAGGGUAUUACGACCAUCCCAACAGUAGGUUUCAACGUGGAGAUGAUCGAGUUGGAAAAGAGUCUUUCACUCACGGUCUGGGAUGUUGGAGGACAGGAGAAAAUGAGAACCGUGUGGAAGUAUUACUGUGAGAACACCGAUGGGCUGAUGUAUGUUGUGGAUAGUACGGACAAGCAGCGACUGGAAGACUCCAGGAGAGAGCUGAAGCACAUUUUGAAGAAUGAACACAUUAAAAAUGUGCCUGUUGUCCUGUUAGCCAACAAACAGGAUGUACCUGGAGCUCUGACUGCCGAAGACAUCACCAGAACGUUCAGAGUGAAGAAGCUCUGCAGUGACAGGAACUGGUAUGUGCAACCCUGCUGUGCCAUCACCGGGGAUGGACUGAUGGAGGGGUUCAGGAAAUUGACUGGAUUUGUGAAAAGCCACAUGAAAUCAAGAGGAGACACUUUAGCAUUCUUUAAGCAGAACUGAGGUCCAAGCAGUGACAUACUGAUGAAAUUGAAAAGGUAAUUUUUUUCCUAUGCCAAGUGAGAAAAGCAAGUUGCCGAGUUAGCAAACUUUUCCUAAAAGGUUAUUUCACCUAAAUUCAGCUAAAAACUUAGAAUAAUAUCUAGAAAAUAUUAUUUUUAGUAAACUAUGUGGUAAUGGUAGUUGAGAAUAAAAUCUUACAAUUUUGUGCAUGUUGGAUGAAUAAGAAUAAUUGUG